Messenger RNA from Cuculus canorus (common cuckoo), 3199 nucleotides. It is a transcript of the gene PWP1, whose product is annotated as PWP1 homolog, endonuclein. The record is from RefSeq and is a predicted model, not a curated record. The transcript is spliced from 15 exons. Gene Ontology annotation, molecular function: protein binding. Gene Ontology annotation, biological process: rRNA processing. Gene Ontology annotation, cellular component: nucleus. NCBI's taxonomy places the organism in Eukaryota, Metazoa, Chordata, Aves, Cuculiformes, Cuculidae. Bases 119 to 1603 code for a protein of 494 amino acids.
CGCACCCUCCCUUUUGCCUCCACCUUUACAAGCGGAGUCUCUCUCCUCCCCCUCCCCCCCAUCGUCUACGUCAUUCGCGGCGCGCCGCGGCCGGUCGCACGUGCCGCACCGCACCACCAUGAGCUGCCCCGUGACUUGCGCGGCCUGGGUGCGCUGCGGCGUCGCCAAGGAAACGCCGGAUAAGGUGCAGCUCAGCGAGGAGGAGUUGAACCGUCUCAUCGAGGAGUCCCAGGCGAGGCGGGGAGAUGGCACUGAUGAUAGUGAUGAAGGCCAGAUGGCAAAUGACACAAAUGAACCCGUUCCUGGCAGAGAUGAAUCUUCUCAUAAAAAUGAAGACCUGUCUGAUGAUGAACUGGGUGAAUAUGAUUUGGAAAAUUAUGAUGAAGAAGAAUGCACAGGUGACCUAAAGCUUGGAGACUCUUUGGCUACUCUGGCAGUACAUGGAAGUAAUGAGCAUGAUCCUUACAUCACUCUAAAAACCACCGAACAAUAUGAACAGGAGGACUUUAUGAUUAAGCCCACUGACAAUCUUGUCCUUUGUGGCAGAGUUGAUAAGGACUACUGUAGUUUGGAGGUCCAUGUUUAUAACCAUGAAGAGGACUCAUUUUAUGUACAUCAUGAUAUUAUCUUGCCUGCUUACCCUCUAAGUCUGGAGUGGUUGAAUUUUGAUCCUAGUCCUGAUGAAUCACCAGGAAAUUAUGUUGCAGUGGGUAACAUGACCCCGGUUAUUGACAUUUGGGACCUUGAUGUAGUAGAAUCCUUAGAACCAGUUUUUUCCCUUGGAGGCAAGAAAGACAAAAAGAAGAAAAAUAAAGGAAAGCAAAGUUUAUCUUCAGAAGGGACAGUGAAAGGACAUACUGAUGCUGUGCUUGAUCUUUCAUGGAAUAGACAAAGCAGGAAUGUUUUAGCAAGUGCGUCUGCUGACAGUGCUGUGAUUUUGUGGGAUAUGGCUGUGGGUAAGCCAGCAGCCAGCCUGAUGCAACAUACAGACAAGGUCCAGACAUUGCAAUUUCAUCCAUUUGAAACUCAGACCCUUGUUUCUGGAUCUUAUGAUAAAUCAGCUGUGCUGUAUGAUUGCAGAAACCCACAAGAUAACCAUCGAAUAUGGCGGUUUAGCGGUCAGGUUGAAAGAGUAACCUGGAAUCAUUUUUCACCUUGUAAUUUCUUAGCAAGCACAGAAGAUGGCUUUGUGUACUGUCUGGAUGCUCGUGCUGAUAAGCCACUGUUUACCCUGAAAGCUCACGAUGAGGAGGUUUCAGGACUACAACUUAGCAGUCAGAUCAAAGGUUGCCUUGUGACAUCAUCUGCUGACAAAUACGUGAAAAUUUGGGACAUCCUGGGAGACAAACCAAGUUUAAUCCAUUCCAGGAACAUGAAAAUGGGGGUUCUCUUCUGUGCUGCUUGCUGCCCCGACUUCCCAUUUGUUUUUGCGUUUGGAGGAGAGCGACAAGGGCUCCGUGUUUGGGAUAUAAGCAAGAUUUCUGCAGUGAAUGAAGCUUUUGGAAACAGAGAGAGACUUGUCCUGGCUGAUGCCAACACUGCGGCUUGCGGCUCCACAGCCGGCAGUAGCAGCAAUGAUUCGGAGACAGCAAUGGAAUCAUGAUGGAUCAAACAUCACAAAAUCAAAGUAAUUAUUGGGACUACCACUAAUGUGCAUUCUACAAAUGCCCUGUUUGGUGAGAGUUCAUAGAAACUACUCGAGCGUCUUGCAAUCUGCAAGCUUCUUCAUCUCAAGACAAAGAAACAUUGUGAUGUGGUUAAGCUCUAACUCAGCAGUCUUAAAUUCCUGUCUCUGUUACCAACUUUAAAAGAUUUAAUCAGUUCCUUUUGCCAGCGAUUAUGAUCCAUGAAGAAGGGGCUACUGUAGCUACUGUAUGUAAAGCCGAUCUAUAAAAUGAAAUAGACAAUAGGAGAGCCUUCUGGUGCUCCCAGAGGUUUGUUGAAUACUGCAGAGAAGGUAAAUAUUUUCUAAGGGCUCAAGGAACAAUACUUCACACAGCAACUGUGUAAUAAAGAAUGAAAUGACAAGUGUAAAUAGAUAAUUUAUCCUUAGUUUGAGGCUAGAUUUACAGAUUUCUAAUACAAAUUUUAAAAGUUCUUCUAUAUGAUUUUUAAGUUGUAGUAGUAUUUCUUGGGCAAUAAAUGGGAGUUUUCAAGUAGAAUCUUAAAAUGUAUUUUUAAUGCCUCUGAGCACUGUAUCAAACCAGAAAUGUCCCAGCUGUUUCCCAUCAAGACCAAGGGUUUCUUUUCCCUGGUUCCACAGCACCUGGAGCUUAUUGAUGUUGCCUUACGUGUACUGGGUUUUCCUUCAAGCUCCAAAUGCAGUUAUCUAUGAAGAGAAUUUGAACUGAAAUAAGGAGCUACUACUCAGAAGAUGAGGCUGUGAGGACACAAAGCGAGGAUGUCAGCUGGUCACUGUCACUGGUGAAAGCUGUCCAUGUUAAAUACUUGUGUUCUUUAACUCCUCCCAGGCAUUUCUGCCUGAAUCAUAGAAUCACCAGGUUGGAAAGGACCCUUGAAGGCACAGAGGAACAUACUGAGCAUCAGCCUAAUCUCUGACUUAAAACACUUUGUUUAUAGCUUGAGGAAGGUAGUCAAGGAAUGUGACUGAAACAAUUCCCUCACAUUUAAAAUGAACACCCAGAUGCCUUACCCGAGGCCAGAAGUUAAAUGAUAGUCAUGCUGUCCUGUGAAAUGCUUCCCCCUCUGCUUACCCGAAGGUCUGUUAAAGUGCUGCUGCUGCAAAAAUGCCCCAGGCAGCAAAGCAGACACAGUGUCAGUGCAGGUAGUUAAAAAGAUCUCAGUGCUGCUUCCCACCCUAGCUCACUGUACCUCCUUCUGGUGAAGUAAAGCACAUAAACUGUAUCAGUACAAACUGCACAUGGGGAAAAGGUAGGACUGUAGGUUUCUUUCCCAUCCCUUGAAGUAGCUGUUUCCAAAUCCAAUUUAGCUGUUUCUAGUCUGGUGAUGGGUGUUUACAAUGGCACUGCAGGAACCAAGAAUAUUUUGGAUGUGUUGGGGUUCCUGCUUAAAUCCUUUCUCUGCCAAGCAACAGUGAACACUUGUGUAUGGAACAAAUAAACAACUGCUUUUGUGAAGCUUAAGGUGAAAGCACCAGAAUCACCUCUUGUUGACUGAAAAGCUUCAAGUUUUUUCAAAGCUUUCAUUUGAAAUAAAUAAUGCUUUGUGUUAAGCUCUU